AACAACCAAAGGCAUCGUCUAGUGAUCAUAUUCAUAUACUUAAAGUCGAACGCAGGCCAUCCGUUAUUUGGCUUUUCAUCGCCACCUAUAUAACCAGAACUGCUUCCUUGUCGUGAUGUCUAGCCAACCUCUUCUUCAAACUGCGCAAGGCAAGCGCAUCGCGCUCCCGACGCGCGUUGAGCCCAAGGUUUUUUUUGCCAACGAGCGAACGUUCCUCUCAUGGCUCAACUUCACUGUCAUCCUCGGUGCCCUCGCCAUCGGCAUGCUCAAUUUCGGAGACCGCCCCGCCUUCAUCUCGUCUUUCUUAUUCACGGGCGUCGCGAUGGCAACGAUGAUAUAUGCACUCAUAACGUACCACUGGAGGGCAAAAUCGAUAAGGAUGAGGGGGCAGGCGGGCUUCGAUGACCGGUUUGGUCCGACGUUCUUGGCCAUCAUCUUGCUGCUUGCAGUAGUGGUCAACUUCGUUUUGAGAAUCGCUUACUCGUCCCAAGACAAGCAACCUUGAGAGGCGCAGCUUAGGGAGACAGUUCCUGGGAUGUGGGCUGCGAUGCUCGCGGCUCUUCCAGCAUCUGAACUUCGUCCCUACGAUCCCCGCAAUGGUGUGGUUCGGCAUCCAAAACAACCGAAGCUAGUGUGGAUAUGCGAUGGCGGAUCGCGGUAUGCGGCGAAGCGAUGAUAAUAGGAACGGACACCACGUGUAUUUGCCUGGGUUUAUACUAUCGGCGUUGGUCAGAAAUUGCAUACUUGACGAAUCGCCCCCAA
Molecule: messenger RNA, 762 nt
Organism: Thermothelomyces thermophilus ATCC 42464
Lineage: Eukaryota; Fungi; Ascomycota; Sordariomycetes; Sordariales; Chaetomiaceae
Exons: 2
Coding region: 116-505 (129 amino acids)
Cellular component (GO): fungal-type vacuole membrane; vacuolar transporter chaperone complex
Source: RefSeq, a predicted model, not a curated record